Cladocopium goreaui is the source of this 1311-nucleotide messenger RNA. Lineage: Eukaryota; Dinophyceae; Suessiales; Symbiodiniaceae. The record is from the annotation of a GenBank genome assembly.
AUGGCGGUGCUGUCGGUGGAGUUCGCGGCCGAGGGGUUGAGACUCCACGAGAGGUUCGAAGCACUGCAGGGCCAGGUGCAGCCCAGGGCCCUGGGCCUUGGCUUCAUGGAUUGGUGUCCGGUGCUGCUGACCUUGCCAGGCGACACCUCACUUGGCACCAAGCAGCUCCACUUCGGCGGCCGUGGCAAGGCCAUGCUGUUGGAAGUCACUUGGUCGGAGGUCCGGCAGAUGGCGAAGAGAGCUCCCCUGUGGCUACUGCUCCUCAGCGACACUCGCCAGGUCCUGGCCUCCGCCUGCUUGGACCUGGCCCCAGCCGUGGCCCACGCCGUGGCCCUCGGGGCGAACGCGGCUGCGGGCGGCUUCGGGGUGACGGAGGUGGAGCUGACCUCGAGCCACGGCAGCGAGGCGGUGGCAAGGGUGGAGUGUGCCGUGCGGGUCAGGUGGGUCUGGGAAGUCCCGGAAGUCCGGGAAGUGGCAAAGGAUGGGGAAAACUUGGAGGAUGUGAAGGGUGAGCUGAAAGAGCUGAAAGAGCUGAAAGAGCUGAAAGAGCUGAAGGAUGGGAUGGAAGAGAAGGAACACUUGGGCGAUGAGAAGGAUUUGAGGCUGAAAGAUGUGAAAGAUGUGAAAGCUGGGAUGGAACAAGAAAAGUUGGAGGAUGGGAAGCUGGAUUUGGCAGCCAUUUUUGCGGAUGACAUCGCGGUUCAGUCGGCACAGCUGGAGGUGGCUCCGGCCAAAGAUGCUGCCACAGGGCCUGAAGUCGUCCCAGUACCCAAGGAGCAUCUGACAGAGGCGCCGUUGCGCGAAGAGGAUCAGAUCCUGUUGAUGGGGCCUGGCGACAGCCCGGAGAAAGCCAUUGAAACCCCUGAGAACAAGGAGAAUAUGGUGGGCCUACCCUCCGCCCCCAUCCCUGCGGAGUCGCUGGAGGGCUCCUGCACCCUGAGCAUCUCGGCGUUGACGCUGGUCUCGGAGAUGACGCGGGAACUGAUGACGCUGGGCGACUCGCAGAGCCUAGUGCAGCGCGCGGAGAAAAACAUUGGUGGUUGCCAGUGGUUGCUGGGAUGGGAUGGUGAGUUCGCAAAGACGAACCUGGAAACCAAGGUGCGAUUUGCGUUCAUGAUGUACGAUGAGGAGCAAGAUGGGUCCGUGUCCAGGGAGGAACUCUCCGAGAUGCUGCGCGGGAUGGCGCCCUACAUGCGAAGUGCUCAUCGAGAUGCGCACUUGGAAAGGAUCUAUGCCCUGCACAAUCUGCAUCCCAACUCGCGUGUCUCCUUCGAUGAGCUCAUGGACUGGCACUGUUGUGAAUGCUGCUGA